This is a messenger RNA of Panthera uncia (snow leopard), 4079 nucleotides long. It is a transcript of the gene TPST2, whose product is annotated as tyrosylprotein sulfotransferase 2. Gene Ontology annotation, cellular component: Golgi apparatus. Gene Ontology annotation, biological process: peptidyl-tyrosine sulfation. The transcript is spliced from 6 exons. The coding region runs from base 2470 to 3723 and encodes 417 amino acids. The record is from RefSeq and is a predicted model, not a curated record. Gene Ontology annotation, molecular function: protein-tyrosine sulfotransferase activity. Lineage: Eukaryota; Metazoa; Chordata; Mammalia; Carnivora; Felidae.
GCGCGUGGGGCCCCGGGCCGCAGCCGCCGGCAGGGGGCCGCCUGCGGGUCGGCCUCGGGCUCCGGGGAGCCCUCGGCCCGGGCGGCUUCUUCCCGGGCCCGGCGCGGCUGCUGGGGCUCCGGGGCUGGGAGCUGGGCGGGAGGCGGCGCGCGCGGCCGGUUCGAGGAUCCGCAGGCGCCGGGCGUCCGGAGCGAUGUCCGCGGGGUGCGGCAGAGCCUCGGCCCCCGGCCCGCGCUUCCCGCCUCGGACCCAGCGCCCGGGCGGCGCUCGGCGUCCGUGUGUGUGUGUGUGUGUUGGGGGUGGGGGGAAAGCGGCGUGUGACCGCCGUCGGGGUCCCCGACCCCUCCUCGCCUUGCGGGGACCCCCGGGAGGGCGCGUGGAAGUUAACUUGCAACGCCGUGCAGUUGCGAGGUGUGUCCAGAGUGGAGGCGUCGGGGGGCGGAAAUCGUUGGUUGGGGAGGGCGCCGCCGAGAGCUUGGGGUCCGCGGAGCCCUCGUGAACUUAUGGGUCCCCCGCGAAAUUCGGCCAGAACACCCCACCGCCCGGCAACCUCCCGCUCGCAGUGUGAGCUGGAGGCGAGGUGCCAGAUAAAGCUGGGACUGGGAGUGGCCGCGAGGGAAGAGGGGUUUGGUCACGGAGGCUGGACCUGGCAGAGUCGUUAUUAUUAAAUGUGGGACAGAGGUCAGGUCUGGCUUUCCCACUCAAACGCACAUCCCCUCGGGAGGAAGGGUGGGAGCCAUCCGAUGGAGUGCAGUUGUUACAAGGCACUGUGCUUAUCACUUGGGGAAACUGAGGCUCAGAAAGGCAUGUGCCCACCGCCCUAGUAACCUACUAGGGCCCCCAGGUAGGACGUGGCAGAGCUGAAACCUACCCUCAGGCCUCCUGACUUCAUGUGUCAUGUCGGGAUGUUGGGGAGGGGAGCUGGCAAACUCCUACUCAUCCUUCAGAAGCUUCAGGCAGCACCCUAUCCUGGGGUGCCUAGCAGUCCCCAGGCAUUGUGGGGGGUUCCUGUUUUGAAAUCCACUGAGGUAACUUGCUCUUUCUUUCACUUACCAACCUCCUUGUAGGUCUGUGUCCUGUACUGGGCUGUGCACACCUCUCCCUACACCCCAUCUCCUAUCUUUUCCUUCAGCUAGGUGGCCUGAUGGUUAGGCCAGGCCUCUGGAGUUAGGCAGAUCUCAGUGUGACUCAUCCUGGCUUAGUAGUGAGGUAGCCUGCUCGAGUCAUUCUUCCUUAUCCAGCCUCAGUUUCCAUGACUGUGAAAUUGGGUUUUUUGAGUCAUUCAUGAACCAUUUUUACCUUACUGAAUCCUAAUUGUAUUAUUGUAUUAUUUACCCAGUGUAUGUGCUUAUAUCACUGUUCUUCCAAAUCGCAUAUGAUCUCUUUACAGCAGCUUUACUGAGAUACAAUUCAGAUUUUAAAGCAUUCAGUUCACUGGUUUUUAGGAUAUUCGCAGAGAUGUGCAACCACGACUACUACCUAAUUCUAGAACAUUUUUAUCACCCAAAAAGAAACCUUGGACCCAUCGGCAAUCACCGCUCAAUCCCUCCUUCCCCAGCCCCUGGCAACCACUCAUCUGUUUUCCCUCUCUGGAUUUCCCUGUGCUGGACAUUUUAUGCAAAUUUUAUGUAAAUGGAGUCACACACAACGUGGCCUUUUGUGACUGGUGCUUUUCACUUAGAAUGAGCCCGAGUUUCGUCCAUGUGGUAGCAUGUAGGGGUUCUGUGUUCCUUUUUUUUUUUUUUUUUAAUUUUUUUGCUAUUUCAUGACUUUCUGUUUUUAGGUUUUUAAUUCCAAUAUAGUUAACGUGCAGUGUCUUAUUAGUUUCAGGUGUAGUAUUUGAUCACCUUUUAAGGGCUGAAUACUAUUCCACUGUGGAUAUACUCUAUGUUUCCACUUGGCAGCUAAUGGACGUUUGCUUUCUGUCCACUUUUUGGGUGUCGUGAAUAAUGCUGCUGUGAACAUUUGUGUACAAGUCUGUGCAGGCACAUGAUGUUUUCAGUGCUCUCGGGUAUAUCCCGAGGAGUGGAAUCGCUGGGUUGCACGGUAAUUCUAAACCUUUUGAAGAAGGGCCAGUUUUGCAAAGCAGCUGCCCCAUUUUACAAUCCCACAGGCAGCCGAUGAAGGUGUGGAUAAUCUGGACUAAAUACAGUCUCCGAAGCCGUCCUGAUCUUUGAAAUCACUGGCUUUGAUGUGCUCAUUAUAAAUUAUAUUCCAAUACUCGUGGAAUUAAAUGCCUCAUUAGCAGAAUGAGGAGUGUUCUGUGGGUCACGAGGAACAGCUCCGGGACCAUCAGGAAACUGGUGACGAAGCCCAGCCAGCGCUUAGCCGAGGGGACAGCCUGCGAGCAGUCUCCGUGAGCGGCCACAAGGGCUAGAGCCCAGAGAUGACAGUGCCCGGGAGAGAUGCGAGUCCCGCCCGCCCUCUGCUGACCUGGCGCUAAGGCCCACCCGCCACCCCAGGCCCAGCAUGCGCCUGUCGGUGCGGAGGGCGCUGCUGGCGGCCAGCUGCGCCCUGGCCCUGGUGCUGGCGGUCCAGGUGGGGCAGCAGGUGCUGGAGUGCCGCGCGGUGCUGGGGGGCCCCCGGGGGCCCCGGCGGGCCAUGCGGCCGGAGCAGGAGGACCUGGUGAUGGUGGGCGCGGACCGCGUGGAGUACCGCUACGGCAAGGCCAUGCCGCUCAUCUUCGUGGGCGGCGUGCCCCGCAGCGGCACCACGCUGAUGCGCGCCAUGCUGGACGCCCACCCCGAGGUGCGCUGCGGCGAGGAGACACGCAUCAUCCCCCGCGUGCUGGCCAUGCGCCAGGCCUGGUCCAAGUCGGGCCGCGAGAAGCUGCGGCUGGACGAGGCGGGCGUGACGGACGAGGUGCUGGACGCCGCCAUGCAGGCCUUCAUCCUGGAGGUGAUCGCCAAGCACGGGGAGCCGGCGCGCGUGCUGUGCAACAAGGACCCCUUCACGCUCAAGUCCUCCGUCUACCUGUCGCGCCUGUUCCCCAACUCCAAGUUCCUGCUGAUGGUGCGCGACGGCCGCGCGUCGGUGCACUCCAUGAUCACGCGCAAGGUCACGAUCGCCGGCUUCGACCUCAGCAGCUACCGCGACUGCCUCACCAAGUGGAACAAGGCCAUCGAGGUGAUGUACGCCCAGUGCAUGGAGGUGGGCAAGGACAAGUGCCUGCCCGUGUACUACGAGCAGCUGGUGCUGCACCCCAGGCGCUCCCUCAAGCUCAUCCUGGACUUCCUGGGCAUUGCCUGGAGCGAUGCUGUUUUGCACCAUGAGGACCUCAUUGGCAAGCCUGGCGGCGUGUCCCUGUCCAAGAUCGAGCGAUCCACAGACCAGGUCAUCAAGCCCGUGAACCUUGAAGCGCUCUCCAAGUGGACCGGCCACAUCCCUGGGGACGUGGUGAGGGACAUGGCCCAGAUCGCCCCCAUGCUGGCGCGGCUCGGCUAUGACCCCUACGCAAACCCACCCAACUACGGCAACCCCGACCCCAUCGUGGUCAACAACACCCACCGGGUCUUGAAAGGGGACUAUAAAACACCAGCCAAUCUGAAAGGAUAUUUUCAGAUCUCUGCAGAUUGUUGCCCAGAGGAGAAGACACCUUGCAUUCGAGUGGAAAUCGGACCUCUAAUCCAAGCAUAUUGCUUGCUCUUAAUCGCCAAAACAGGACUGCUAACGAGGAAUGUAUUUGCAUAUGUUUGCAAAAAAGCCGAAUCACCGAAAACUUAACCUGGAGACUCUCUACCUGUGGACAGCCCCCCCCCCCACCCCAGGAUGGAGAAGAACGAAGAAGAGUGUGGGAAGUAGGCUGGCUUUUGAAACUUCGGUAUUUUUUAUCUUGCCCCUCAAGAACUUUUUUUUAAAGAAAUGGAUUUGCCAUUUUUCUUAAUUUGCAGGACUGCUUUGGCGGCUUUGUUGGCGGGGACAAGGCCCACACCUGUGCCUCUCUCCUAUUGACUUACUUUUGAAUUCAAAGAAUCUAUUUAAGAAUUUAAUAUAUGAGGUUUUCUUUGAUUCCUCCUCAGUUCUUCUCAGAUUUCAGAGGAAAAAAAAAAAAUUAUUUGAAUAAAGUGACCAGGGACUCA